Gryllus bimaculatus (two-spotted cricket) is the source of this 381-nucleotide messenger RNA. NCBI's taxonomy places the organism in Eukaryota, Metazoa, Arthropoda, Insecta, Orthoptera, Gryllidae. The record is from the annotation of a GenBank genome assembly.
CACCUGAAAAAUGUCGGAAAGAAAAAGAUAAAGGUAGAGAAAGAUCCGUGUGAUGAAGGAGAGAAGAAGUGUCCUUAUGACGAAGGCAUAGCUUAUAGAAAGUUUAAAAGAGCAGAGGAGAGGAAUUUCAAGGAGACAAUGCAGAAAAGGAUAGCUGUCGACAAAAAGUUGGACGAGGAAUGGAAGAAAGCGAAAAAGCGCUUUAAAAAACCACCCAUGAAAGACACAUUCACCUGCGCAUUUGUCUUAUAGAAAAACCAGAAGAAUUUCCACCCAAAUGUGGAAAUAAUUGACACUUCAUUCAACAAUACUUCAGUCAAAUACAACAUGGCUGUUUGUCGGGAAAUGGAGGUGCGCAUAUGCAUUGAGUCUUGGCACUAA